This is a messenger RNA of Aspergillus oryzae RIB40, 681 nucleotides long. RefSeq names its product RraA family protein. NCBI's taxonomy places the organism in Eukaryota, Fungi, Ascomycota, Eurotiomycetes, Eurotiales, Aspergillaceae. The transcript is spliced from 3 exons. The coding region runs from base 1 to 681 and encodes 226 amino acids. The record is from RefSeq and is a predicted model, not a curated record.
AUGUCAUCCGACCCGAAAGAUAUCAUCGCGCGUCUGCAGCAGUGGGGUGCCUGCGAUGUUGCCGAUGGCCUAUCAAAGCUCAAGUACCCCAAUGGCGGUUUCCUUGAAGGUCUGACCAUGUACUCCCCACAAUUCCAAGCCGGGGAGACCAAGAUCGUCGGCCAAGCAAUGACCGUCAAGUUUGUCCCCAAGUCAGACGUUUCGUCCCCGAAAGUGCAGGGCAACUAUAUCGACAAAAUCCCCGAAGGCGCUGUAGUCUUCAUCUCUCAGCCUCUUCCUCAUGUCAAUGCUGUCUACGGCGGUCUCAUGACUCUGCGUGCUCAAGCCCUCAACGCAACCGGUGUCGUAAUCGACGGGCGUGUCCGUGAUCUGAACGAACACCGCGCUCUCAACUUCCCUCUCUUUGCGAAGUCAGUGGGUACAACCGCUGGAGGCGAAGUAUGUCGUCCCUCGGAAGUGAAUGUUCCCGUUCGUCUCAAUUCUGAAAACCAAGAUGCGUGGAUCAACCCCGGUGACUAUAUUAUCGCCGAUCUUAAUGGCGUUGUACGGCUUCCUCAGGAGCUUGCUGAACAGGUUCUUGAUGCUAUUCCCGCUAUUGCUGAUGCUGAUGCAAAGUGUGCGGAGGCUAUUAAGGCGGGCCGUUCUGUGGAGGAUGCUUUUAGGGAAUUUCGUGGUCGUUAA